ACUCUCCAGACACGCCCACACAGCGGAAAACACGGCCAGACUCAAACAUGGCUGAAGUAGAUGAGCUCGAAACCACUUCAGACGGAAUCUUACAGGAGAUUUUCACGUCCCCUUUGAACCUGACCCUGCUCGCUUUGUGUCUUUACCUGCUGUACAAAAUCUUCCGCGGCGACAAGCCGCCGGACGUGGGCCCGGCGGAGCAGCCGCUGCCCAAACUGAAGAAGCGAGACUUCACCCUGGAAGAGUUGAAGCCUUACGAUGGGUUGCGCAGUCCCAGAAUCCUCAUGGCUGUCAAUGGCAAAGUCUUCGACGUGACCAGGGGGAGCAAGUUCUACGGGCCGGACGGUCCAUACGGCGUGUUCGCCGGCAGGGACGCGUCCCGAGGCCUGGCCACCUUCUGCCUGGGUCAGGAGGCCCUGAAAGACAAGCACGACGACUUGUCCGACCUGAGCGCCGCGCAGCAGGAGAGCCUCUCCGAGUGGGAGGCGCAGUUCACGUUUAAAUACGACUACAUCGGCAAGCUGCUGAAGCCCGGCGAGGAGCCGACGGAGUACACAGACGACGAGGAAGGGAAGGACAAGAAAGCAGACUAAAGAAUGCCACGCGCAUGGUAGCGGUGUGGAAAAGGACGCGGAU
Messenger RNA from Hippocampus comes (tiger tail seahorse), 636 nucleotides. It is a transcript of the gene pgrmc1, whose product is annotated as progesterone receptor membrane component 1. NCBI's taxonomy places the organism in Eukaryota, Metazoa, Chordata, Actinopteri, Syngnathiformes, Syngnathidae. The transcript is spliced from 3 exons. Gene Ontology annotation, cellular component: endoplasmic reticulum; membrane; endomembrane system. The record is from RefSeq and is a predicted model, not a curated record. The coding region runs from base 48 to 593 and encodes 181 amino acids.